Clarias gariepinus (North African catfish) is the source of this 3249-nucleotide messenger RNA. RefSeq names its product CDC42 effector protein (Rho GTPase binding) 2 (gene cdc42ep2). The transcript has 2 exons. The record is from RefSeq and is a predicted model, not a curated record. Lineage: Eukaryota; Metazoa; Chordata; Actinopteri; Siluriformes; Clariidae. The coding region runs from base 427 to 1095 and encodes 222 amino acids.
CGCGCACACACACUCUCACAGCGCGCGCGGCUCGGCUCCGUAUACAGUAACGUUGCUCGGGUUUGGAUUUUCCAGCGCGCGAGGAGGAAACAUCUGAGACCCGGCGCACGAGCGCGGCAGCGGGGACACACGCGGGGGCUCGCGCUCUUCCGGAUUACUGCACACUGAUCUCAUACAGGAGUGUACUGACAUACCGGACACACAGCGCGCGAGACAGAAUGGACUGACCAAAGGGAUCAACGUCUUGGAUUUGGUCUCAUUCCCGUCUCCUGGUGUGGAAGUUUCGUGGGAGUCCCCGUCCUGAAGACCUGUUGACCUGGUCGGCGGUUCUUCAUCAUCACUUGACGUCCUUCUUCCUUUCUCUUUCUCUCCAAGCUGUUGCGUGAAAUCUCUCUGUGCUGUUCAGGGGGACGCUCUGUGGCCAGCAUGUCCUCCAAAGCACCCAUCUACCUGAAGCGCAGGAGCCGCAAAGGCAAGAAGGAGAAACUCCGUGACCUCCUCUCAUCCGACAUGAUCAGCCCGCCGCUGGGGGACUUUCGCCACACCAUCCACAUCGGGAGCGGCGCUGGCGGAGACAACCUUUUCGGCGACCUUUCCUUCCUCCAGGGCAAGUUUCACUUGUUACCCGGGGAGCAGGGUCAGCAAGCGGCAAUCCCCUGGAACUGCGCUGCCACGGAGAGCUCCCCGCUGCUCAAGAACGCCCUUUCCCUUCCUGUUAUCGGAGGAGUGCAGGCGCUCACGCUUCCGGCCUCGGGCCCCGUCGCGCCGCAGCCUCCCGUCCCUGCCAUGGCCCCUCCCCCAAAACCUCCCAGGCUGCACCUCGAGUCGCCUCAGACCUCGCUCCCGGGCUCCCCGAAGCGCUCGCCCGAUCGCGAGCAGCCUUGCGUCGCGACAGAGGGAAAGGAAAGCGAGAGAAAGCAAGUUGAGAAAGAGGACGAGCCCGCCUAUCUGUCUCACGCCGGCUCCCUGCUCUCGCUCCACUUGGACUUGGGGCCGUCCAUCCUAGAGGAUGUCCUUCAGAUCAUGGACACUCAGAGGAUGGGCGGAAUGGGUGGAGGAUUCACGCCAAAUGGACGACAUGAAGUCUACACCUAGGACACUUUUUUUUUUUUUUUUGUACACUUUUUUUUUGUUCCCUCUCUUUUUAUUGCCACGAGUGCUGGAUUGAACAGUAACUUUUCCGUUUGUCCUUGAAAUUGUUCUCGGACUGUUCAAGGCUACAGAGAACACCCCCACCACCUUUUUCCAUUAUGGGAGAUAAACUGAGAACUGAAAACUUUUCUGACUUCCUGGUCUUCCUUUUCACUCUCCUGAGCCACUGAUUAAAUAACAAUUAAUCUUUCAAAGUCGUUCUGAUGUAACCUGUAUGUCAGGAUCAAUUUCUCUUCUUUCUUUUUUUUUUUCCCUCCCGAGGGAUGAACUCCAAGAGAAGAAAAACGACCUUCUCUCAGCACUGGCAAUGACGUCACCUUUCCCCUCGGUGGUGUUGCCAACUUCUGAACAAACACACACACACACACACCUCUCCUAUUAUUACGCUCCUUUUUAUUUCUCUUUUUUUAUUUCCUUGAGGAGCUCGCAAUAUGUCCAAGAACUACGAAUAAGGAAAGGUAUCUCAGCUGAAGACCAAGAGUGUGUCUUGCGUCUUCAUGGAAAUGUGAAAAGACUGGGAAAGGUUGAACCUUUUGGCGCUGCUGGAUGUUUCUGCACUCCCUCAGGCUGGGACAGUUGAUCCUUGUUUUUGAGUUCGAUCCUUUUUUAGACGGAGGUGUUAGGAUCGGGUUGUCACUGAAGCCACAGCUUGGGUUCGCGUUUUCCUCUGAGCCCCAGAGAUUUACCACUUCACGAGCGUUAGAGGGGAAUUCCAUACAUGUCUUUUUUUUUUUUUUACAUGGAGCUCUAAGGUGUGAACUAGGUGCUGGACUGGGCUUUGAAGAAAAUUCUAGAAACGUUUACUGACUCUGAUUUCUUAACACAAUGCUGAUUUUUUUUUAAAACUGGAUAUGAGCGAUGGACUUAAAUGUAAAAUGUUCCCGCGGCAUUAAGCCAGGCAUGUAGCAUUUGUGAAAAUCCAGUUGUUUUAUGAACAACUUUUGCAUCUUGUGUUUCACUUCGCCUCAAACAAAUUACGCCAACCUUGACUAGCUGUUUAUUUAGGUUGAAAGUAAAUGAAAAGGUUCUAAUGGAGGUCUGGCAAGAAAUGGAUGCAGAAUGUUAAACACAUUUUAAUUCAGUAAUGUCUUAAUGAAAUACUUUGACGCCUUAAAGAUUGUUGGUUAAUUUUUUUAGAAAAAGUGACCGCCGAAUUGUUUGCUCUUUACUUUGUACAUGCUGCUGCUUUACGAGAUUAUACAAUUGUAACAUAUCGAAGUUUAUCAUGAUAUUCAUUUGGGGGGGGCGGAGCUUAACAUCAAUGGGUGUGGAUUAUACCAACAAAAAACACAAAAGCAAAUUGGUUUAGUUUUUUGUAGAUCAAAAACGUAUAUAUUUCAAAGAUGAACUAUAAAGGUUGGCAAAGUUUAUUACUUUUACUCCAACACCAGCUUCAGAACAAAGUUGUGUGUGAGACCUAUUAUCAUGAUGCGAUCGAUCAGAAUCAAUUCACAAUUUUUACAGUUAUUUAGGCAAAUUACAAAAACAAACAUAUUAAUGAAUACAAACUGCUUCCAUGCUCCACAAAGCACUUGGGAAAACACUUUUUCACAAGAUUAUUACUUUUUCUUCUUUUGAAUUUAUGGGCGGUUGGUUGCAACACCACCACCUACUGGCAGGAUUGAUUACACAGCAUUUUAGUUUAUUAUUUGAUAUUUUUAAUACUUCCAACCCUGUAGAAAAAAAAAACAAAUGAAAUAAAAAAAAAAUUAGCUGUUGAAUCAAAUCAAAACGGAAACUGCAAUGCCCAAAAAUUUUUUAAUUUAAUCAAAACAGGAGUUUAUUCAUGAUCCACAGCUCUGGAAAAAGUCCAGGGUUGGCCCAGUUUAACAAUUUUAUUUUGAUAUAAAUAAUCAGGAACAUGGAAGAGGGAUACAGCAAGCUAAUAUAAGGUGUAGUGGCGCUAGGUCUAAGACAUGGAUAUAGAUUCUGACGUUUCAUCAGAUGCCAAGCGAACGGUCAGGAGGUGAGUGCCGGGGACGAUUAGGGGACGAUUAGAGGACGAGAGCAGCAGGUUGUAGCAGCAGUAUUGAGGAUACAGAAAGUUAGUAACGCGUGCACACUACAGUGACCGCCGCACAAAUAUGUUCAAAAUAU